Molecule: messenger RNA, 2147 nt
Organism: Fragaria vesca subsp. vesca
Lineage: Eukaryota; Viridiplantae; Streptophyta; Magnoliopsida; Rosales; Rosaceae
Product: cytochrome P450 734A1-like
Exons: 5
Coding region: 106-1701 (531 amino acids)
Molecular function (GO): monooxygenase activity; heme binding; oxidoreductase activity, acting on paired donors, with incorporation or reduction of molecular oxygen
Source: RefSeq, a predicted model, not a curated record
GUCUGAAAUUAAAAUAAUGAUCUCGUGCAGCACACUUGGCAUAUUUUAACAAUACAGAAGUCAUAUACCAUAUGAUCGGAAAUGAAGAUUUAGAAGCAGCAGCAAAUGGAAGGUGGGAAAAUGGAAGCAGAGCUGUUUGUGAUAGCAGCAAAGAUCAUAUUGACAGUUUUGGUGGGUGGGUUUCUGUUCUUGUUCUUUUAUCUCUAUGAACUACUGAUAUUAAGGCCAGAAGGUCUAAGAUCAAAGCUCCAAAUUCAAGGAAUUAAAGGGCCUCCUCCUUCAUUUCUCUUGGGGAAUGUCCUUGCAUUGAAGCGCCUUCAGAACAAGGUCCAGUCAACAGCAACAAAGACUACAGAUCCUCAGGAUGAGGUUCAUCAUGAAGCUUCUAUUUGUCAUCAAUGGCCUUCAAGGAUCUUCCCCCACAUAGAGGAAUGGAGAAAUGAAUAUGGGCCAACAUUUAUGUAUGCACUUGCCCACAUGCAACAAUUAUGUAUAACAGAUGUAGAGCUAUUGAAGGAACUUGGGCUUUGCACAUCGUUAAUCUUAGGGACACCUUCCAUAACGUCCAAGAUUCUUGGCCCUCUACUCGGAAAGGGUCUUUUAUCAUCGAAUGGCUUAAUGUGGGCUCAUCAAAGGAAAACUAUAGCUCCUGAACUGUACCAUGCUAAGGUCAAGGGUAUGAUGGACCUAAUAGUGGAGUCUACAACCUCAAUGCUAAAAACUUGGGAAAGUGAAAUCCAAACUCAGGGCGGAACUGCAGAAAUUAGAGUUGAUGAGAAUUUGAGAAAAAUAUCCGGAGAUAUAAUUGCAAGAGCUUGUUUCCAGAGCAAUUAUAGUGAAGGAAAAGAAAUAUUCUCAAGACUUAGGACUCUACAAAAGAUUUUGUCAAAGGGUAUCAUGGGGGUAGAAGGCUUAAUCAGAUGGUUGCCAACAAACGAAAAUAGAGAGAUAUGGAGAUUAGAGAAGGAAAUUGAGUCAAUGAUAUUGAAGGUGGUAAAACAGCGCAGUGAAGUUUCACAUGAGAAAGAUUUGCUGCAAAUGAUUCUUCAGGGUGCCGAAACUUUGGGUGAAAAUGGCCUAUCACAUAAGAAAUUCAUCAUUGAUAAUUGCAAGACCAUAUUCAUUGCUGCGUAUGAGACCACUGCCGUUGCAGCAUCAUGGAGCUUGAUGCUACUAGCUGUACAUGCAGAUUGGCAAGCUCGUGUUCGUGCAGAAGUGCUCGAAAUCUGCGGGGAUAAACCUCUACAUGCAGAUAUGCUUCCAAGCAUGAAAGUGCUCACAAUGGUGAUUCAGGAAGUAUUGCGUCUGUACUCGCCUGUAUUUUUCCUAGCAAGAGAAGUCUUUGAAACUAUCACAUUGAAAAACGUUGUGAUACCAAAGGGAGUGGUUCUUCAGAUACCAAUACCCUUUCUACACCAGGACCCUGAUAUAUGGGGCCCUGAUGCGCAUAAGUUCAAUCCUGAAAGAUUUGCCAAUGGAGUUCUCAAGGCUUGCAACUCCCCACAGGCAUACAUGCCAUUUGGACUUGGUCCUCGAAUCUGUGUUGGUCAACACCUAGCAAUGACAGAGCUUAAGGUGAUUCUCUCUUUGAUUCUAUCGAAGUUUUCUUUUUCACUCUCACCAGCAUACCGACAUUCCCCUGCUUAUAAGCUCACAACGGGGCCUGAACAUGGUGUCAUUCUCCGUAUGCGGAGUUUGUGACUUCUUGAGGUUUGAGAAGCUCCAGUCCUCUUGUGUUAAAAGUUAGAUUAUUCAUAUAAAUGUCACCAAAUUGCAGUGAACACUAUGUUAGAUGUUGUUUACCUAUGACAGUGGUAUCCACAAAUAGUAAUAUUAGAGGCUGGGAUACCUACUGUCCCAGCUUUUCAUUAUCAGAUACAUGGUACAUAACAUCACAUUUUCUCAAUAGUAUAUUUAGGUUUAGAGUGAGCUUGUAGCCUUGGAUUUGGAUGUAAACGAAAUAAAAUGUUGUCACAACAGUUGAGAUCUUAAAGGUUUGGUAUAGUUUGUGUAACUAUAUAUAUUAUAUAUCUGCGAAACUGUUUUGCGUUGUAUUGAAGUUCAGAUGCAGAGAAUCACAUCAAUUAUUUACAGGAGUGUGACAAGUUCAACAACCUGUUUAGUAGUCAGUUCUUUAUUCUUGUGUC